Messenger RNA from Arvicanthis niloticus (Nile rat), 345 nucleotides. Lineage: Eukaryota; Metazoa; Chordata; Mammalia; Rodentia; Muridae. The record is from RefSeq and is a predicted model, not a curated record.
AUGGUAGCUACAAAGAAGACGAAAAAGUCUCUGGAGUCAAUCAACUCUAGGCUCCAGCUUCUUAUGAAAAGUGGAAAGUAUGUGCUGAGGUACGAACAGACUCUGAAGAUAAUCAGACAAGGCAAAGCGAGGUUGGUGAUUCUCGCCAACAACUGCCCAGCUUUGAGGAAAUCUGAAAUAGAUACUAUGCCAUGCUGGCCAAAAGUGGUCCAUCACUACAGUGGCGAUAAUAUUGAAUUGGGCACAGCUUGUGGGAAAUACUACAGAGUCUGCACACUGGAUAUCAUUGACCCAGAUGAUUUUGACAUUAUUAGAAGCAUGGCAGAAAAGACUGGUGAGCAAUAA